Molecule: messenger RNA, 1923 nt
Organism: Cyprinodon variegatus (sheepshead minnow)
Lineage: Eukaryota; Metazoa; Chordata; Actinopteri; Cyprinodontiformes; Cyprinodontidae
Gene: f2
Product: coagulation factor II (thrombin)
Exons: 15
Coding region: 61-1923 (620 amino acids)
Biological process (GO): proteolysis; blood coagulation; platelet activation
Cellular component (GO): extracellular region
Molecular function (GO): calcium ion binding; serine-type endopeptidase activity
Source: RefSeq, a predicted model, not a curated record
GACGGACCGACUGCACGCUGCUGGAUCUGGUUCUGAAGGUUCUGCUUGCAGCUGUGGAUCAUGGUGGAACCGACGUCCAAACCUGCCGCCGUUCUGCUGCUCUUUGUUCUGCACGGCUGUUUGGCUGAAAAUGUUUUCCUGGACAGGCAGCUGGCGGCUCAGGUGCUGACCCGAACCCGGCGAGCCAAUCAGGUGCUGUCGUUAUGGGAGGAGUCCAAACCAGGGAACCUGGAGAGGGAGUGCGUGGAGGAGAUCUGUGACCAUGAAGAAGCCAGAGAGGUGUUUGAGCAUAAUGCUAAAACGGAAAAGUUCUGGACCAGGUAUCUGGACUGUGACGGAACCACCAUGCAAAGGACUCAAGAAAAGAUCAAUAUCAUCAGGCAAUGCAUCGAAGGUCAGUGCAUCUCUGGUGGCGGACUGAGCUAUGAAGGAAACAUCAACAUCACCAAAUCAGGCAAAAAAUGUCAGCACUGGAACCGCAGGUUCCCUCAUCCCAUCUUCAGGGAGUAUAAUGCCUCUGAGCCAGACAGCAUCCUGAAGGAGAACUUCUGCAGGAACCCUGACAACCGGCCAGAAGGACCGUGGUGUUUCACCACAGACCCAACCGUCCAGAAAGAGUCCUGCAUAGUACCUAAAUGUGGCGAGAUAUUUGUCCCGACGACCGAAGCACCAGAACCAGUCAGAGCCAUGGGGUGUUUACCAAAUAACGGCAUCGACUACAUCGGGGACCUCAGUGUGACAUUGGGGGGCCACACAUGCCUCCCAUGGUCAUCCCCAGAGGCCGUGGCCCGCAGCAGAGACAAGGAGUUCAUCCCAGAGGUGGAGCUGCAGGGGAACAGGUGCAGAAACCCCGACAAUGACCCAGAGGGACCCUGGUGUUACGUUGAGGUUUCAGGAAACAUCACCGUUGACUACUGUGACCUGGAGUUGUGCGACGAUCCCCUGAUUGGUGGAGAGGAGAUAAUGGACGAUAAGGGAGCAGAGCGAACCGUCCUGGGCCCUGAAAAGAAACUCUUCUUCAGCCCAAGCACCUUCGGUGAAGGAGAGAGCGUCUGUGGGCUCCGCCCCUUGUUUGAGCAGAAGAGCCAAGAGGACAAGAACGAGAAGGAGCUUCUGGAGACCUACAAGGAGCAACGGAUCGUUGGGGGAAACGACGCCGAGGUGGCCUCAGCACCAUGGCAGGUGAUGCUGUACAAGCGCAGCCCUCAGGAGCUGCUGUGUGGAGCCAGUCUGAUCAGCAACCAGUGGAUCCUGACUGCUGCCCACUGCAUCCUCUACCCGCCCUGGAACAAGAACUUCACCACCAGAGACAUCCUGGUCCGACUGGGGAAGCACAACAGAGCAAAGUUUGAGCGAGGAAUCGAGAAGAUCGUGUCCAUCGAUGAAAUCAUUGUCCAUCCCAAGUACAACUGGAAGGAGAACCUGAACCGGGACAUCGCAUUGCUGCACCUGAUGCGACCCAUCACCUUCUCCGAUGAGAUCCAUCCCAUCUGCCUGCCCAGCAAGGAGGUGGCCAGAGCAUUAAUGAGUGCAGGAUACAAAGGCAGAGUGACCGGAUGGGGGAACCUGCAGGAGACCUGGAACCCAGCAGCCAGGAACCUCCCUGCAGUCCUCCAGCAGAUCCACCUCCCCAUAGUGGACCAGGACACCUGCCGCAAGUCAACGGCCAUCAGGAUCACCAACAACAUGUUCUGUGCAGGUUACAGCCCAGAGGAGAGCCAACGGGGGGACGCCUGCGAGGGGGACAGCGGAGGACCGUUUGUGAUGAAGUACCCGGCAGAGAACCGCUGGUACCAGAUCGGCAUCGUGUCCUGGGGCGAGGGCUGCGACCGGGACGGGAAGUACGGCUUCUACACCCACCUGUUCAGGAUGGGCCGCUGGAUGAGGAAGGUCAUCGAGAGGACGGGGGGAGACGACGACUAG